AUGGCGUUGAUUGAAAGACUUCAAAGAAGAGCUUCCGAUUGGGGACUGCUUCCAAGGCUUUUGCAAUUACUGCCGAGAUUAGCUAUUCUAAGUGGUGUUGUUGGCUUCUUAUGGCUCGCUGCGUAUCUGCCAUUGGAGGGCGAGUUUAGGAGCACAUACAUAUCUGAGAAUGCCCUGAUGCCUUCCCAGGCUUACAGUUACUUUAGAGAAACGGAAUGGAACCUACUGCGUGGCUAUAGAACCCAAAUUAAAGAACUCGUUGACAAGAAGUCAGACGAAAGAAAUGCAGUUUUGGGCUCUUGGCUAGAGGAAAUCGGCGUGAAAACAGCUCUUCAUCAUGACCCUGAAAACAAGGACUCUCUUUAUGGCGUGUGGCAUGCUCCACGUGGCGAUGGAACAGAGGCGAUGGUGCUGGCAGCUCCAUGGUAUAACGGAGAGGGCGAAUUCAACAUCGGUGGGGUGGCCUUGGCCACUGCUUUAACCAGAUAUUUUUCAAGGUGGCCAUUAUGGUCCAAAAAUAUAAUCGUGGUUUUCAGUGAGGACACGAGGGCUAGUCUUUCGUCGUGGUGCCACGCCUACCAUAAUAAUCUGGAUCUUACAGGUGGAUCUAUAGAGUCCGCCAUUGUCUUAGAUUAUCCAGGCACUAAUGACUACUUUAAAUACGUUGAGAUCUUUUACGCAGGACUCAACGGUGAGCUCCCAAACCUGGAUCUCGUCAACGUGGCUGUUCACGUAACAGAGCAUGAGGGCAUGAAAGUCUCACUUAAUGGCGUACCAGAGUCCGAAAUUGGCGAUGACGAUUAUUCUGGAAGAAUGCAAAAAAUGCUGUUGGGCAUCCGUAAAAUGGCCCUUGCCGGCGUUCAAACCUGCUAUGGGAAUGAAGCCUUUAGUGGGUACCGAAUCCAAUCGAUUGUUUUAAAGGCGCGAGGACUGGAAGGUCCUUUUGAUAUCACCACUUUCGGAAGGGUCCCUGAGGCAGUUUUCCGGUCUGUGAACAAUUUACUUGAGAAAUUCCACCAAUCCUUUUUCUUUUACCUGCUCCUGGCACCUCGCUACUUUGUGUCUAUCGCCAGUUAUUUGCCCGCCGCCGUGGCUUAUUCUGUGGCCUUCAUUCUUGCAGGUCUCGAUAAUUAUCUGAAGAGCAACAAGUACAUUCCCGCUAGCAGCAACGCAGCUUUCCGCAUUUUGGUGAAAACAGCUUCAGCUUUUGUUGGGUCUUUUCUAGCAUCGUUCCUCAUCUCGCAGGUCUUUGUUAAAUGGAACGAGCCGCUCCCGCUUGUGUUGGCAUCUUGUGUGGUUUCAUUGGCCCCGUUUUUCCCUUCAAAAGCAUGCAUUUCUCAAUCACAAGCCCAUCAACUCAAAGCUAUUGCGUUCUUGUAUCUCAGUGUGGUCCUGACAUCGCUUUUAGUCGUGAACUUUGCCCUAGCCUUUGGCAUUGGUGUUUUUGCUUUCCCAAUGAUCUUGUUGGUGAGCACAGCAAACCCCAAAACUAGAAUGAAGAACACUGUGCUGUUAGCACUCACCAACCCUUUCAUUUGUAGCUGUCUGUUCGCUAACAUUUUUGAAUCGCAGCUACCAAAUUUUGAGAUUAUUUCAAGACUUAUUUCUGCUUGGAAAGAGCUCGGAUGUUGGACUUGGUUUCUAAUUAGCAUCGGAUGGCUCCCAUCGUGGAUAGUUGUCGCUCUAUCCAGUUUGCCAACCACCUCUGGCUACCUCGCGAGCCAGGAUUCUCAACCUGCCGACGCUGACGCUGACGCUGGCAUCAAGAAGCUGCAAUGA
Lachancea sp. 'fantastica' is the source of this 1779-nucleotide messenger RNA. The record is from the annotation of a GenBank genome assembly. Lineage: Eukaryota; Fungi; Ascomycota; Saccharomycetes; Saccharomycetales; Saccharomycetaceae.